Blastocystis hominis is the source of this 792-nucleotide messenger RNA. RefSeq lists its product as hypothetical. NCBI's taxonomy places the organism in Eukaryota, Bigyra, Opalinata, Blastocystidae. Bases 1 to 792 code for a protein of 263 amino acids. The record is from RefSeq and is a predicted model, not a curated record. The transcript has 2 exons. Gene Ontology annotation, cellular component: cytoplasm. Gene Ontology annotation, biological process: tRNA dihydrouridine synthesis. Gene Ontology annotation, molecular function: tRNA dihydrouridine synthase activity.
AUGGGGUGUCCGAAGCAGUUUUCUGUGCAGGGCCACAUGGGCUCCGCCCUCCUAAAGACGCCUGACAUCGCCUGCAGCAUCGUUCAGGGGCUGUCGAAGAGCACGUCGCUUCCUGUUUCGUGCAAAAUUCGUUUGCUUGACGGUCCUAUCGAGAACACGAUCAACUUUAUGAAGAGACUCGUCGAUUCGGGCGCAUCGGCGAUCACGCUGCAUCUUCGCUAUACGGACGAUCGUCCGCGCGUGCCUUGUCAUAAAGAGUUUUUCCCAACGGUGCUGGAAGCCAUGAAGGCGUACGCACCCUCGGUUCCUGUUUGUUACAACGGCGAUAUUUUUUCGUUUGAGGAUGUUUGUUCUCUCCGCAAGAAAUUCCCCACAACUGGAUUAAUGAUAGGGAGAGGAGCGAUUCUCGAUAUGGGCGUGUUUAGAGGGGAGAGUAUGACCUACAAGGAUACGAAUCGAGAGUUCCUACGUCUCUCUGCCCAAUACAAUAACUGCUUUGCCAACGUGAAAUAUACCGUGUACCGAAUUAUCACCGAAGGAAAGCAUCAGACCGAAGAAGGAGCGGAGCAAGUGCACAACGCUCAUGACUGGGAAACACUCGGAAAUGCGUAUGGGAUUGGAGAGGAAUGCACAAGAAUCUUGGAAGACCUCCAAGGCAAAGGAUUGGAGACGGAUCAGAACUUGCACGCCAAUGACGGAGGAAAGCACAGAAAGAGCAGGAAGAGACAGAGUCCGAACUCUCCUGUGAACGAAAGCCAAGAGAAGAUUUCCCUCCAAGAGAGUAGUAGUUAG